Messenger RNA from Aspergillus campestris IBT 28561, 1953 nucleotides. Its product is annotated as putative pyruvate carboxylase. Lineage: Eukaryota; Fungi; Ascomycota; Eurotiomycetes; Eurotiales; Aspergillaceae. The transcript has 2 exons. The record is from RefSeq and is a predicted model, not a curated record. Gene Ontology annotation, molecular function: ATP binding; metal ion binding. Bases 1 to 1953 code for a protein of 650 amino acids.
AUGUCAGCGCAACCGACACAGCGACUACUGGUCGCCAAUAGAGGCGAGAUCGCCGUUCGAAUCAUCCAAGCCGCUCGCGAGGUCUGGCCUCCCAUCGAAACAUUUGCCAUCUAUACCGACGAAGAUCGGUCGCACUGUGAUCUUGGUCGGCCUCAACAUGCCCUGCGAGUUCUCUCUCCCGCGGCAUAUUUAGAUGUUGAACUGCUGGUUCAAUUAGCUCAAAAGCACGGGAUCAACACCGUCCAUCCCGGAUACGGUUUCUUGAGUGAAAGUGCCGACUUUGCGCGUCGCAUGCAAGAUGCUGGCGUCGCCGUUAUCGGUCCUGGGGCGAAGACGUUGGCCCGCACAGGCGACAAGCUCCAGGCUAAACAACUGGCCAUGCAGUGCGAUGUCCCAGUUCUCCCGGCCAUGCCUCGCCCAACGAGCGACGUAGCUGAAAUCCGAGGCUUUGUGGACCAAUUUGGCUACCCCGUCAUGAUCAAGGCCGUUGAUGGUGGCGGGGGCCGCGGUAUUCGACUGGUCCGGCGGGACGAUGAAUUGGAGGGGGCCAUCCGCGGAGCCACAAACGAGUCGCCCUCGCAGACAGUGUUCCUCGAAAAGGCGGCGGUGGACGGGUUUCACCACUUGGAGGUACAGGUGGUCGGCGAUGGGGAAGACGUGUGCCACUUAUGGGAACGGGACUGUAGCAUCCAGCGACGGUUCCAGAAAGUGGUUGAGAUCGCCCCGUCGCUCGUGCGUGACCGGAACCUGGUGCAGAGGGUGGUUGACGCUGCACUGCGCAUGGCCCGCGCCACGCGAUAUCGAUACCUCGGAACGGUCGAGUUCCUAGUCAACGAACAGUUGGGGGAAUUCUACUUUCUAGAGAUCAAUCCCCGUCUCCAGGUGGAGCACACCAUCACAGAAGCGAUCACGGGAAUAGACCUCGUCCAGACACAACUGCAGCUGUCCCAAGGUCGUUCCCUCGCCCAGAUUGGCCUUGGUACAAGUGCACAAACUCCGGCCAACGUGCAUUCUAUCCAGCUGAGGCUAUGUGCGGAGGAUCCGCGCAAGGGUUUCUCCCUCAGUAUGGGGAAAAUCACCGACUUUAGCGUGCCGAGCGGCCACGGGGUCCGCGUUGACACCCACGUAGACAUGACGGGGGCCAGCCCCGUGGUGAUUGGCACCCAAUUUGACAAUCUCCUGGCAAAAAUCAUAGUCACCGCAUCCAGCUGGGAGGCAGCCGUCUUAAAAGCCCGCCGAGUGCUAGCGGAUACGAUGGUGUCUGGCGUGCAAACCAACCUCGAUCUGCUGCGAGGGGUCGCUGCUCAUGAAGACUUUAUGAUGGGACGUCUUGACACACAAUGGCUGGAAAGAAACCUUGAUGGCGCCAUCCAUCACGGCGAGACUAUCUCCCAGUCCAUCCGCGACAAGACGUCUGGCCCCUCAACGCGUCCCUCUACUGUCCCCAGUGUGCCUGCAUCCAACCUUCUCUUCCGUCGUGGUGAUGCGUGGUCGGUCAAGCUGGAGCCUUUGACCAGCUCACCUCCAGCAUCACAGCAGCAUCAUAUCCAACUCACACGAGUCUUGCAAAACGACUUCCCCUCCUCCCUGUCGGCAGAGAUCGAAUAUACGACCCCGUCAUCUUCUACGGCCUACCGCAUUCAACUAGCCACCACGCAAACUGCCGCAUCGGCAUUGGUGUCUUCCUCCCACCGCCGUGGAGACACCCUAAAUCCACGACAUAUCGUACUCCCACUUUCGGGGAAGUUAACUGAGGUGAUGGUGGGACCCGGAGACGUGAUUGCAGAGAACCAAGUGGUGGCAUUCAUCAAACAGAUGAAGAUGGAGGUGGAGGUCCGCAGUCCACGGGCCGGACGAGCUCAAUGGGUAUAUGAAAUGGAGGACGAAGAGGAAGAUGUCGCUGAAGGUAUGCUGCUGGUCGAGUUGGAGGAGGAACUACGAGGGAAGUUGUAG